Molecule: messenger RNA, 2720 nt
Organism: Saccostrea cuccullata (small rock oyster)
Lineage: Eukaryota; Metazoa; Mollusca; Bivalvia; Ostreida; Ostreidae
Exons: 14
Coding region: 1-1899 (632 amino acids)
Molecular function (GO): scavenger receptor activity
Source: RefSeq, a predicted model, not a curated record
AUGGCACAUCUUUUAUGGUCUUCUGUAAAUGUCAAAGUUCUGAUGUUAAGAGAACCACCUAGACUAAAGAAACAUUAUAUGGAACAGAACUCACAAACCCCUUUCUGUGUUAAAUUAGGAGCUACAUGUGCUUCUCCAGAGCUGAAAAUUUCUUGGGAUGAAGAGAAGAAAAAGCAAGAAGAGGAAGUUUUAAAUAUUGAUUACGUCUUCAUAGUACAAAAAAUGAUUCGAAAGAUGAUACAAUGUACUAUCUAUGAAAUUAGAAAACUGAAGUGGCGUUCUGAUGAAUGUGAAAAAGUCCUUAAAGAACAGGACACCAAAAGUGCCACUCUCAAAUCAAAACACACUAAAAGGCAGAGCAUAAGAAGAACUAGGACAAAUAAAGAAUCUAAAAGAGUCAAACCUAAUGAUGUAGCGAUUGAACAGAAAUGGGCUAUUAGAGAUCAAAUGUCUAAGUUAUUACUGUUUUGCACAAAUGUAAAAGUAAACCCGACUUUUCAUGCAGUGGGGGCUAUAGGAGGACAGUGCACAAUAUCUGGUCCUAGUCAGUUAACAGCUGAGUGGAGAGUAGAUCUAGAGAGUGUGGUCAGCAUCAGUUACAUCAACAUCUUCUACAGGACGGCUAAUUUUCCUAGUCCCGACGCUUUUUACGAUCGCUUUGCUGGAUUUUUUGUGUAUGUUUCAAAUACCACAAGACGGCAGGACGGCCAUCUUUGUUUCCAUGAGUUACAACAAGUGAACGGUACACCGACAGAGAACCAGACAAUUAGCUGCCCUGUACAUGGACGUUACGUCAUAUACUACAACGAGAGGAAUCCGAAUGUGACGUAUUCCAGUUACUAUUCACAAUAUACUUACAAUGAAUUAUGUGAAUUGGAAGUUUAUGGGUGCUUUAACAAUGGGGUGUAUGGAGAGGAUUGUAACCAAACAUGUUCCGACAAAUGUCAAGAUGGGAGGUGUAACAUCAACACCGGCCAUUGUCUGGGCUGUGUACCGGGCUAUCAAGGUGCUCGCUGCAGUCAAGCCUGUGAUCCGUAUAGGUAUGGGCUUGGAUGCGCUUUGUUAUGCGGUAACUGCAGUGAUGGAGAACCCUGUCAUCACGUAAACGGGGAAUGUCUCAGUGGAUGUAGCGAGGGGGUGACAGGAGAGAAAUGUCAGACUGAAUGUUCUGCGGGGUUUUAUGGGAAGAACUGCGGUCAGAGAUGCAGCGAGAAUUGCUUUAUUACAAAUAGAUGUGACCGGUUUACAGGGGAGUGUAUGGGGAAAUGUAAACCAGGUUGGAAGGCACCCAGAUGUACACAGAAAUGUGAGGGUGGUACGUACGGUGUUGACUGCCGUCAGAUCUGUGGUCACUGUCUCAAUGGAUCGGUUUGUCACCACGUGAACGGAACUUGUGGAGAGGGGUGUUCUCAUGGAUUUCAUGGGGCGACAUGUAUGACAGAAUGCUCUGCCGGAUACUUUGGUAUAAACUGCAAGGGAAACUGUAAGGCUUAUUGUGGCGGAAACAAAACAUGUGACGUCAUCACCGGUGUUUGUGAUGAGGGUUGUAUAGAGGGGCUACAAGGACCUCUUUGUAAUAAAGGCACUAUUCUUAGCAGAACUGCGUGUGACACCUGUGAACCCAACAUUUCUAGUAUCAUUAUAAGUAUUGUGAUCUCUGUAUUCCUUGUUCUGACUGGAAGUAUUCUUAACUUUAUCAUAUGGAAGAGGAAAAAUGGUGGAACUGAAAAGCCAAAAGCUUCAAGGGCAAAGAUAAGAAACGUGGAUGCUCCCGGAAUCAUAGGAAAAUCAGCAACUGGUGAAGGGGAUGAAUCCCAUUAUACAGACAUAUGUGCGCUUGAUAAAGUAAAUACAUACGAAGAACUUUCUCGUGACACCGAGGCUGUUGACAAAAUAUAAGGACAUGUUCCAAAGUAGAGGUGUGAAAAGUUUACUACCGAGCAACAUAAUCAGAAGACUCUUAUGUUUUCACAAAUUGCAACCGUGCAUUUGAAUUGUAUAUUCCACAUUUUUUAAGCUGUUGAGCUUAUCCUGAAGUUUUCUUUUAAUUUUAAAUUGAUUAAAGGACUUAAGCAUAGAUAAUUCUAAAUUAAGCUUGAAUGAAUGACCAGCAAAUUUCUUUAUCAGAAGCAUGUUUGUAGUCGACAAGAAAAAUCUGAAUGUUUUUCUUUGAAUAAAAUUAUCUUAUCAUAUAAUUUGUCAUACUGCGGGUGUGAUCAGUCGGUAAGGAAUGGUAACUUCUCCUUGACAUCUGGACCCGUUUAUAUGUUUAAGAGGCCCUGUUUGCUCGGUUCCUUAUUUGUAUUGGUUGAUUGUACAUCCAAGUACUCUGAGGUUGACAUCAAAAGAUGCUUGCCUUUCUGACUGACGAUAUCUAUGCAGUUCUAGGAGACCAGGUAUUCCUACAAUUUAUUGGAAAUCCAAUGGGUACCAAUUUUGCCCCGUUAUAAGCUGACGUAUUUUUAUCCAUAUACGGCAGAAUUUGUUUAGUAAAAAGAAAACAGUAGCUGCGGCAUUCAACUUGACAUUCAGAUAUAUCGACGACGUAUUGUCAAUUAACAAAAGUUAUUUAGAUUUUUUUGUCAAAUCGAUACAUAUCGGUAAAAAUGAGUUAAAAGAUACAUCAGAGGCUUACACAUCUGUUUCAUAUUUUGAUAUUUUACUUGAAAAAGACGUUAAUGGUAAGCUAACAACCAAGCUCUACAAUAAACAUGAUGAAU